AUGGCUUCCGCUGCGCUAACAGUCCCGGAUGCACGGCCAAGCAGUGCAGCCAGGACUGGCAUGCCUCGUUUAGGGCGGCUUCAGAGUGCUGCCUCGCCGGGUCGGACACGAUCUGCUAGUGCUGCACGACAGAGCACACGCCCUCAAAGUGCCGCUCGUGGGUCCGCGCGCACAGGAGCAGCUGCAGCCGCUGCAGCCGCUGCAGUGAAGACCUUGUAUCCAAUUCCUGGUGAUGUUGGUUAUUAUCAGCGUGCUGAUGUCAAGGGCAGGGUCAAGAAGCCAAAAUUGGACAAAGACAUGGCCAAGCUCAAG
Molecule: messenger RNA, 312 nt
Organism: Symbiodinium necroappetens
Lineage: Eukaryota; Dinophyceae; Suessiales; Symbiodiniaceae
Source: the annotation of a GenBank genome assembly